UAUUACUCUCAAAUACCAUAUUUGUUUUUCUUUUAGUCUCGUAUAUCACAUGACUUUGUCAGUCAAAGAAUUGCUCACUGCCCUUGUGGCUGCCAUUUCAGAAGAAGACGGUGCGCAAUUGACUGAAAUUCAACGGUUAGAUACAACAACUAAUAGCGAAAUAUUUGAGAGUUACUUAGAGCCCUCGAUUGCAAUUCUUCAGGAUCUACGUAGAGUCAGGGUUGAGGUUCAUCAUGAUAUAGAAAUGGAAGAGCCAGUUGCCGAAAUUAAUAGACAAAUAGUACAAAGAACACCAUCACCAACACAAACAACAACAACAACAACAACAACAGAAGUUAGAAGAUCAGAAAGAAUAAGAACUCCAAGAAGGCUAGACAUAUAUGAAGCACCUGAAAGACCAAGAAAAAGAACAACAAAAUCAAAAUCAAAAUCAAAAUCAACAAGAACAGGAACAGGAUCAGGAUCAGGAUCAGGAUCAGGAUCAGGAACAGGAACAGGAUCAGGAUCAGGAUCAGGAUCAGGAACAGGAACAGGAACAGGAACGACAAUUAGAGAAGAUGCAGGUGGAGUUGAAAUGACAGCACCACCACCACUUAGAGAAUCACCACCACCACCACCACUUAGAGAAUCACCACCACCACCACCACCACUUAGAGAAUCACCACCACCGCCACCACUUAGAGAAUCACCACCACCGCCACCACUUAGAGAAUCACCACCACCACCACCACCAGCAGCAGCUGCAGUUGGAAUGACAGCGUCAGUUCCAGAAAGAACUGCUGAAAAUAUUAGCCCAACUCCUAGGUUUGUUAGUAAUGAGAUGUUGUAUGAUCAAGGAAGAGUCCUUCAAGAAAUCCUUCAAGAUCAAGGAAGAGUCCUUCAAGGAACCCUUCAAGGAAUCCUUGAAGCAAUAAACAGAUUAAAUAACACAAUGACUCACUAAUGCUCCACAACAGGAGUAUGGUGGCCAAAUAAUUCUGUCAGAGAUCCAACAACUCAAAAUAUAUGAAAAUAAUUGUUAUAUAUACU
Scheffersomyces amazonensis is the source of this 1029-nucleotide messenger RNA. RefSeq lists its product as uncharacterized. The transcript has a single exon. The record is from RefSeq and is a predicted model, not a curated record. The coding region runs from base 50 to 943 and encodes 297 amino acids. Lineage: Eukaryota; Fungi; Ascomycota; Pichiomycetes; Serinales; Debaryomycetaceae.